Messenger RNA from Aspergillus homomorphus CBS 101889, 1389 nucleotides. RefSeq names its product glycoside hydrolase family 76 protein. Gene Ontology annotation, biological process: fungal-type cell wall biogenesis; carbohydrate catabolic process. The transcript is spliced from 3 exons. Bases 1 to 1389 code for a protein of 462 amino acids. The record is from RefSeq and is a predicted model, not a curated record. Lineage: Eukaryota; Fungi; Ascomycota; Eurotiomycetes; Eurotiales; Aspergillaceae. Gene Ontology annotation, molecular function: mannan endo-1,6-alpha-mannosidase activity.
AUGCAAGUCAUACGAAGCUUUAACCUCGCAUGGAUUCUCAUCCUAUGCCUGGUCUUAAGCCACCCCUGCUACAAAGCCACAGCGAUCGACCUCAACAUCCACGAUCCAGUGAGUAUCAAAAACGUCGCGCGCCAGCUAGCCUGGGACCUUGUAAGCUUUUACCAUGGAAACAACACCGGCGAUGUGCCUGGCAACCUCCCCGAUCCUUACUACUGGUGGGAAACCGGCGCGUUCUUCGGCACACUGAUUAACUACUGGACCUACACCGGCGACACUACCUACAAUGAGAUCACCACACAAGCGAUCCUGCACCAGGUGGGAGAGAAUCGAGACUUCAUGCCGCCUAAUCAGACGCGCACGGAGGGCAACGAUGACCAGGCGUUCUGGGCCUUCACGGCGCUGCAGGCUGCAGAGAACAACUACACGAACCCUCCCGACAAUGAAACUUCGUGGUUAGCCCUGGCGCAGGCAGUCUUCAAUCAACAAGCCAAUCGCUGGGACUCGACCAAAUGCGGCGGCGGGUUGAGGUGGCAGAUCCACACGUUCAACAGUGGAUACACGUAUCGCAACGCGAUCUCCAACGGAUGUUUCUUCAACAUAGCCGCCCGGUUGGCGCGAUACACGGGGAACUCGACCUAUGCGUACUGGGCCGACAAGGCAUGGGAUUGGUCCUCGGCGAUCGGUCUGAUCGGGCCCCAGUUCCAGGUUUACGAUGGCACCAGCGAGGCGAACAAUUGCUCGGAUCUCAACCAUGUCGAAUGGACGUACAAUAACGGGGUCUUCCUGCUUGGCGCGGCACAUAUGUGGAAUCGUACUGACGACGAGGUCUGGCGGCAGCGGAUUUACGGGUUGUUGGAGGCACAAAGCAUAUUUCUCUCCUUCAACGAGUCUUCCAAAAACGUGUUUUACGAGUCGGCGUGCGAGCUGUGGAACACCUGUCAAGUGGAUCAGUUUUCCUUCAAGGCUUAUCUCUUCCGAUGGAUGGCCGACACGAUCAAACUGGCGCCCUUCACCCACGAUAUCAUCAUGGCUCGUCUCCGACCAACGGCGCAAGCAGCUGCGGCUCAAUGUGUGGGAGGGCACACGGGAACGUUCUGUGGAAUGCAAUGGACAACAGGGACUUAUGAUGGGAGUCUUGGCGUGGGACAGCAGAUGUCGGCCCUGGAAGCGAUCCAGACUCUGCUCGUCCAGUCGGUGGCGGGUCCCCUCACUCACCAGACUGGGGCGUCCAGCAAGGGCGAUGGGUCUGCAGGCACAGGGACUUCGGAUUCGUCCAGAGAUCCCAGUGCGCUCAGACCGAUCACUGCCGGCGACCGAGUGGGUGCGGCCAUUUUGGCGGUGGGUGCGAUCGCUUUGAUGCUGGGCUCCACUUUGUUCUUGUUGUCGUAG